Molecule: messenger RNA, 4129 nt
Organism: Symbiodinium necroappetens
Lineage: Eukaryota; Dinophyceae; Suessiales; Symbiodiniaceae
Source: the annotation of a GenBank genome assembly
AUGGCGGAACUAGUGAGGGCCGGAUGCGAAGUCAGCUGGAGGAGGGGUGUGUUCAAGGUUACGCAUCCAGUUUGGGGUGAGCUCAAGACGUCGUUGCGUGGCGGUUGUCCAGAGUUGGCACAAGAACAAGCGGCGAAGCUCGUGGAUCAGAUCGAGGACAAGAAGCUCCGUGAAUUUCAAGAUGGGGUUUCUAUGUUGAAGUCGAAGUUGGACUACCUGGUUCGCGAAGAGAAGCUUCCCUGGACGUCAUAUGCAAUGAAAUUCUUGGAUGAGGGACUGGCUAAGGAUCUUUGGAAGGCAGUGCGAGGGCUGGGAGCAUUUGAAGUCUUUGCCUCUGCCAAGAAGAACUCGGAAGAGAAUGAUGGAAUCGGAUUUCCAGACUAUCCGGAUGGCAAGGACUAUGGCGCUUUACGUGAUUGGGACGAUGGUGAGGAUGAGGUUGGGAAGUUGAUGGUGCAGUUUCAACAAGCGGCCUCCAUGCGUGAGCUCAACGUCAACGGUGAUGGCUUCCAAUCCUCUUCGAGAACACGGUGGGUAGCUACAACGAACUACGAUAUACAAGAUCUAAAAGGGGAACCUCAGUCCGAGGAGGGGAAGAACGACUUAGAGAACAAGGGCUGGCCUAUGGAGUGGAGAAGGAGGUUAGCGAGGGCAAUCUCUGAUGGGAAUUUCCGUGGUUCUCUGAAGCGAGAUGAUGGUACUUUGAAGGCUAUGACACAGGAGCAAUGGAUGAGUCACGUUCAAGCUGGUCAUUACCCUUCGCGCCGAGACUGCCUUCAGUGUGUUUCUCAUGGGGCUACAGGAGCUCGAGGAGAUCGUUCCAAGGCAGCUAAGAUGAAGUAUAUUCUGGUUGCAAAGUUCACCUUGCCGAAGUCCUAUGUCACAGGAGAGUUUGAACCUACAGCUCAAGAUCCAAGGGAAGAAGAUGUUGGUAUGAAGGACUUGUUCGAUGAGGAUGGACACAUGGUUGGUUCAAAAGGGGUGUCAACCGAAGGGGAGAAGGAUGAUUGGUUGAGCGACGAAGAAGACUAUGUGCCUUCAAUGGCGGAAGAAGACGGCGAAGAGGAGGAGAAGGAUACCGGUGCGGGCGUGGGUGCAAUACCAAUGGACGUGAAGGCCCCGGAGUCUACAUACCUUCUUUUUGCAGAGCCGCUUCUCAACGACAAGGGCACCACUGUCGCCAGCGCAAUCCAGUCCAUUGUGUUGUACCUUCAAAGUCUUAACAUCCCUGUGUUGAGAUUUCACAGUGAUCGCGCAGCACAGCUAAUGGCCAGAUCUCUGGUGCAAUGGCUGCAUGGAAGUCAAGCUCACUACGAGAAAGAUCCUGUCCUCGUCCACUCUGGGAAAUUCCUUUUGGCCGGUACCUCGGAUGAUAGCGGCGUUUGGCGCAAAGGUCUUGGUGAAGAAGAGGAGGUAUGCGGCUUCAGGAUCGUCGGAAAAUCGGCGCCCAGAGUUGCGGUGAUGGAGCGCAGUUCGGAGUUUGGGAUAUAUGAAGAUGAUCUUCCCAGCGACGAAGAGGUGCUCUGCGAUGACGAGGACCUUGGUGAUGGCACGCAAGGGGUGAUGAUCGAGGAGAGUCCCGUUCCUCGAGUGGCUGUUUUGGGUUCCAAUAGGGGCGAGACACAAGAUGGUCAUGAGGACUCAAUGGACCCAGAGGAAUAUGCCAAGGAGAUUAUCUACAAUGAGGACAAUGUCGAUGAAGAAGUGAUCAAAAGGCUAUUUGAACUGUUGCCAAAUCAGAGACUACCUCGACAGACAGAGGACUGUGGAGCAAGUGGCUUACCUCCUAAGGCGUGGGCUUCGGGAGUUUAUCGUCAUGGUGGAGUGCUGGGUGUGAGGAAGUCAUCCCGUGAGUUUCCGUAUUCUACAAGACUGGUGAAUCAGUUCAUUCGGGAGGUUUUGGGCGAUUCGACUACAUGGUCUACCUUUUCGCUUCAUCGGAAUCUUGGGGUGAAACGACAUCGCGACUCUCACAAUGCCCGAGAUGAGCUUUCCUACCUCAUCCCAAUCAGCGAGUUCGGAAAGGGUGGUCUUUGGACACAGGCCGAAGCUGGUGAAGCUGUGGAGGAUGAUGAAGCAGUGUUUUUGGAUGGGAAGCGUGGGCGUGUGAGGCCAUUGCAAUCUGAGGAGGGGACAAAGGAAGUGGUUUCGUUCAAUCCAAGGCAAUGGCACGCGACGAUGCCGUGGACUGGCGACAGACUGGUGAUGGCUGUGUACCAGGUCCGUGGUCUCAAUCAGAUUAAGAAGGAGGACGAGGACCUUGCGUUGGAUUUGGGUUUCUCUUUGUCUACGAAUGAAUCAGAGAGUCCGAGGAUGUGCAAGCUCAUCGGUCAAGAAGGUGAACAACCAGGCCCCGCACCACAAGAAGAGGGUGAGCUGGAAUUGGAGCCGGUGGAGGAAUUUAUGUACAUCAGGAUGUCCGAGGAAGAGUGGUAUACAACGAUCGCACGGUAUGGACCAGAUCGCUACGUUGCUGAAAUGGCAGCGAGAUGGCGGAGGAUUGAGCCUGAAGAAGGGAACCUGAACUCAGUGAUUCCAGCCGCCAUAGCAGCAGAUGUGGAUCGAGAUUGGGAGGCCGCUCCAAGGAUUUUCUUGAUGUCGGAAGAAGGAGAGGAGCUUCAUGUUGGACGAAUGCUGGGAACGAGGACUACCAGAAUCCCGGAUCACGGACCAGAAGGGUUCACUUCGACUUUCCUCAAGGCUUGCAAGAUCUAUAACCUCGUGACGAAUGAGGAGGAGAUGAUUGUGUUUUGGAUGCAAAGGAGAAUUGUCAUUCAUCGUGCACUUCCCGAAGACCAACGUCAUGCUUGGAGGGGCUCCGAAGAUCCCAGACCCCCUGAUGUCGACCCAAGGGGGCGAGCACCACGUUUAGCAGCUAUCUCUGUUGAUGAUUCACAAGACUUGUUACGGUUUGUGGAGGUGGACACAGAGGCUUGCGAUGGUCCGGAUGUAGCAAGGAUGAUGAAGGCAACUCCAGAAACUCUAUAUACAACCAACAUUGAGGAGUUGCUUGAGAAGGUCAAUGACGACAAUCCUCUGAAGGUCACCCAUACAGUUGAUCCUCGUGAAGUACUACCAGUGGUCGACAAAUGGGUACCAGCUAUGCAAGCAGAACUCACAGCCCUGGAGAAGAUGCCAGCAAUCAAGCGCUAUAAAGGGACUGAGGCCGCGGCUUUGAGACGAGAUCCUCGAUUGGUGAUUGUUCCUAGCAAGCUGGUGUUCACUGUGAAGCCGGGGGCCAACCCGGGGACAUUUCGUCGUAAGGUCAGGAGUGUGGCGUGCGGAAACUUCUCGGGCGAGUCAGCAGAGGAACUGGGUGACAUCUACUCAGCCGGGGCCACCAUUGAUCUGGUAAGACUGUGUUUGGGCGAGGUGAAUUCCAACGAAGGCUGGAUCGCCGCGACCGACGACAUAAAGACAGCUUUCCUACGGGCUCCGAUUCCAGAUCUUCCAGAUGGCCGAAGGUAUGCGAUGGAGGCGCCGAGGGCGAUGAUUCGGGCAGGCUUGGCGGAGCAAGGAGAACUCUGGUUGGCGACUGCUGCCGUAUAUGGGUUUCAAAGAAGCCCUAAGUGGUGGUCAGAACAUCGCAAUGCUACAGCACGAGCAGCGAAGUGGAAGUCACCCGGUGGAGGAGUCAUGAAGAUGGUGGCAUGUGUCACGGAUGAAAACUUGCACAAGCUCGUGGAGGUGAUGAAGGACGGAACCGAGCGGAUAAAGGGAUAUGUCCUGUUCUACGUCGAUGAUACGUUGGCGGUGGGACCUCCCGAGUACGUUCAUGGUUUCUAUGAUUGGCUGGAGUCUACAUGGGAAACAAGUGGCAGGGAAGUGGUCUCGAAGGAGGCCAUUGUCCGAUUCCUAGGCUUGGAACUUUCGCUGGAUGAUGAAGGACGGAUGAAAAUCACUCAGCGCGGCUAUGUGGACGAGCUCUUGCGGAAGCGCCAGGUGACCACUUACAGCAAGGUUCCUUUCGUGAAGGAGUGGGCAACAGACGAGAUCCCGAAGGAUGCCGAUUGUUCUCCAGCCUUGAUCAAGGAGGCUCAGCAAAGAUGUGGCGAGAUACUCUGGACCACUCAGAGAUCGCGACCGGAUGCCGCUUAUGCUGCGAUGAUGAUGUCGAGGCUCACAACGC